AUGUUAAGCACUAAUCAAAACUAUAACUCCAACAUGAGCAAUCUUAUUUUUCAUAAUCUCAAAACACAAGCUUCUUUCUUCUUCAAGGAGAAGAUAAAGUCUGCUCGAUUGGCCCUCACCGAUGUUACACCCGCAGAACUGUUGACAGAAGAAGCGACAAGUGGAAAUCUAUGGCCACCAGAUACACGUACCAUGGGUGUGAUAUCAAGGGCUGCCUUUGAAGUUGAUGAUUAUUGGCGGAUUGUACAUAUUGUACACCAGAGGUUUCUGAAGUUUGAUGGGAAGAACUGGCGAGCCUCUUACAACGCUCUAAUUUUACUGGAACACCUUCUAACUCAUGGACCCAAAAGCGUUGCUGAGGAGUUUCAGAACGAUGAAGAUGCUAUAAAGGAGAUGGGAAAGUUUCAAUAUAUUGAUGAGAAAGGUUUCAACUGGGGCUUCAGUGUCAGAAAAUUAUCUGAGAGAAUAAUACAACUUCUCGAAAGUGAGUCACUACUCAAAGAAGAGAGAUCAAGAGCUCGUAAGCUAAGUAGAGAGAUUAAAGGGUUUGGGAGCUUCACCCAGCAGCGAUCCUCAACAAUGGAUGAAGGUUUCAGAGACUCAAAUGUAAAAACAUACGGGAGAUGUAGUUCUUACUGUAAUGAUUAUAUAAAUGAGCAUGACAAACUGGGGGACUUGAGCCAGAGUUUCUUGAAUGAGGAAAGGACUGAAAAAUUACCUGAAAAGCCACCAAAGAAUUCUGAGUUCUGGGCAAAUACCGCUGGAGAUAAUGGAUAUCUUAAGGAAGAAAAACACCCAUUCUUGUGGAAAGACGAGCUUGAAUCUACAGCAUCAUUGCUUUCGUCUAUCAGAUGA
Molecule: messenger RNA, 855 nt
Organism: Mangifera indica (mango)
Lineage: Eukaryota; Viridiplantae; Streptophyta; Magnoliopsida; Sapindales; Anacardiaceae
Product: epsin-3-like
Exons: 4
Coding region: 1-855 (284 amino acids)
Biological process (GO): endocytosis
Cellular component (GO): plasma membrane; clathrin vesicle coat; endosome
Molecular function (GO): clathrin binding; phospholipid binding
Source: RefSeq, a predicted model, not a curated record